UUACGUAACGCGUACGUACUAAGUUGAGCUUGUGCUUCAUAGACCGUAAAUGUUCUGCUUACUCACAAGGUUGUUUUUAUCGCUUGCUUUGGUAUACACCGGUUUCGUUUCGGGCACAAUUUUACUCUCAAGUUAGCACUUAGUACAUAAAGAGAUUUUCUGCCAUUCAGGAAUAUAUCAUGCGUCUUUUUACUGACAGGAGACGUAUAAAGCCCGUAACAUUUCAACACCAACACGCUACGACUGGCUAACAACAGUUAGCAUCGCAAAGCUCACACCGUACAGUAGACGACUGUCUUAUAUUCCGUUUUUCGACUUUGGUUGAAAGGAUCACAGUUUCUGUACUCUGUACACGCCACCGGUCUCGCCAGGAGAGGAUGAACUGGCUUUUCCCCCUGUCCAAAGGAUCUGGACCUCUCCCACCUCUGAACAGCUUACAGCAACAAAGACAGCGGCAGAUCGAGUCGCUUAAAGCUGCACACCCGAGUCUUGCAGAAAUUCAGAAGGAUGUGGAGUACCGAAUACCAUUUACAGUUAACAACUCUACCAUUAGUGUUAACAUCUUGCUUCCUCCUCAGUUCCCUCAAGAAAAGCCAAUGGUUAGUGUCUACCCUCCAGUUGGGCACCAUUUAGUUGAUGGCAAUAAUGGGACUAUUGUCACAUGUCCAUUAAUUACAAAUUUUGGAAUGCAUUCAGAUCUGGGUAAAGUUAUACAGACUUUGUUGGAUGAGCUUUGGAAGAGUCCCCCUGCCUUAAUAUCCUCUGGCCCAAGUGGCUUUCCAUUCAGCAUGUACAAGUCAUCCGGCAUGGCUCCAUACCCAGCUCAGGGUUUUCAUUAUGGUCCUCGCCACAUCAGUCCAGGACAGGCUCCACCUGGCGCUCCUUCACCUACUCCUGUCCCCACAUCUCACGCCGGGUCAGACGCUGUGCAUGGACCUCCUCGAGCCCCGCCUCCAUGUGGAUUCAUCCCUGACCUGCCCAUGCCUGUGCCCACAGGAGACCUACAGGUAGGGCUGAAUGGACACCUUUACAAGAUGCCAGAGAUUCCAGAGGCUUUUCCUGAACUUUGUGACAAAAACCUCACCCAGUUGUCAGACAUGUCAGAAAAUGAAGAUGUGCUGAUUGAAUUCUUUGUGUCUUUGCCACAACUCAAACAAAUUGCAAGCGAUAAAGAAGAUCUUGUUACAAGUAUUGUUAACAUGGCCAAGAAAAACCUUCAAAUAGAGCCACAGCUGGAGGGUAAAAGACAAGAAAUGCUUUGCAAAUAUGAACAGCUCACUCAGAUGAAGUCAGCUUUUGAAACAAAGAUGCAGAGACAGCAUGAACUGAGUGAGAGUUGCAGUUUAAGCACUCUUCAGGCUCGGUUAAAAGUUGCAGCUCAUCAGGCAGAGGAAGAGUCAGAGGAGACAGCAGAGAACUUUUUGGAAGGACGCACUGAUAUAGAUGAAUUCCUCACCAGCUUUAUGGAGAAGAGAACCCUUUGCCACAGCAGAAGAGCAAAAGAAGAGAAGUUACAACAGUCCAUUAAUACACUUGGACAGUUUUCUUCUAGUCACUGAAAUCAAGGUAUUUCUCUCAGCCAACUGCUGCCAUCAGAAUAUAUUAGAAGAUUUGUAAAGCACACUGAGGGACCCAAUGAGAUACUUUUACAGAAACAAAAGUAUCAAAGUAAACGUGUUGAGUGGGUGUCUCAGAUCAAAUAAGUUUGAACACAACACUAUAGAAAUUUGCACCUCCUUUGUGUUGAGGGUGGUUUACUUUUCAGUAUAUAUCAGGUUUUCAUUUCUCCUCACCCACCACGGCAGCACCAAUAUGACCAUAUUGUUCUCGAAAGGAAUAAGUGAGGAAGAAAUUUGUGCAUUUUCCACAGAAUACAAUGCAGUCAAAUAAAUUAUGAUGAAUAAUUUUAAUACGAAUGUAAGGGAGACUGGAAUAUUUAGGGUGCAUUUAAAGUAAAUAAACUAAUUAAGAAUACCAUUUUUUGACCUUGUUGAUGUCGAGAGAGUCUUCAAACUCCUUUCAGUAUGUUUACAUCUGCACCUACUAUAAUGCAUUUAAAAAAAACAUGUACCAUACUCAAUACCACCACAUGUGCAAUUUUUAGUUAUUAACCAGAUUGGUGGAAAUGGUUUAUGUGUUGAUUUUUGUAUUUAUUGUAAAAUAAUAUGCCCUCUCAAGGUUAACUGACCAGUUUGGUCCCAAUGCUGUAUUUCUAAAAUACUAGAGGUAGGCUUUAUGUGGGUGUGAACAUACUGCUGAGAUGUUGAUGACUAAGAGCCAUUUAGUGCACCUUCUGAGCUUGAUGUUUCUGGAUGGGGAAACAGACAAUGAUUAUUAGUUUGAAUGCCGCAGUAAAUAUCUUCAACAUCAGAAACUGUAUUUAAAUAAUGUUAAUAAUAAGCUUUAUUGUUAUCAAAGACUUCGACACCUUGUACCAUAUUUUAUUUGGUAGUGUAAUAAAGAAUUCAGAUAAAA
Boleophthalmus pectinirostris (great blue-spotted mudskipper) is the source of this 2475-nucleotide messenger RNA. RefSeq names its product VPS37A subunit of ESCRT-I (gene vps37a). Gene Ontology annotation, cellular component: ESCRT I complex. Gene Ontology annotation, biological process: ubiquitin-dependent protein catabolic process via the multivesicular body sorting pathway; protein targeting to vacuole; protein targeting to membrane. Bases 378 to 1559 code for a protein of 393 amino acids. The record is from RefSeq and is a predicted model, not a curated record. NCBI's taxonomy places the organism in Eukaryota, Metazoa, Chordata, Actinopteri, Gobiiformes, Gobiidae. The transcript is spliced from 12 exons.